This is a messenger RNA of Nannospalax galili (Upper Galilee mountains blind mole rat), 2109 nucleotides long. It is a transcript of the gene Edn3, whose product is annotated as endothelin 3. The record is from RefSeq and is a predicted model, not a curated record. NCBI's taxonomy places the organism in Eukaryota, Metazoa, Chordata, Mammalia, Rodentia, Spalacidae. Gene Ontology annotation, cellular component: extracellular region. Gene Ontology annotation, molecular function: hormone activity; endothelin B receptor binding. The transcript has 5 exons. Gene Ontology annotation, biological process: regulation of systemic arterial blood pressure by endothelin; intracellular calcium ion homeostasis; vein smooth muscle contraction. Bases 5 to 649 code for a protein of 214 amino acids.
GUUCAUGGAGCCGGGGCUGUGGCUCCUCUUCGGGCUCGCAGUGACCUCCGCCGCAGGAUUCGUGCCUUGCCCCCAAGCUGGGGGCUCUGGCAGGACCAGCGUGCCCCCGGCCCCUCCUGCAGCCAGAUCAGAGGGGGACUGUGAAGAAACUGUGACUGGCCCUGGUGAGGGGACUGUGACCCCAACAACUGCACAGCACCCAGGUUCUGGAACCGCUGGGCAGGAGCAGAAACCAGACCGGUCUGAGGAGCAGGAGAACCAGGGGGGCGGGGCACACCACCGGCCCCGGCGUUGCACCUGCUUCACCUACAAGGACAAGGAGUGUGUUUAUUAUUGCCACCUAGACAUCAUCUGGAUCAACACUCCUGAACAGACUGUGCCCUACGGACUGUCCAGCUACAGAAGAAGCCUGCGGGGCAAGAGGUCCUCAGGGUCAUUUCCAGGAAGCCCUCAGGCAUUGCCACAGACAAACCUGCGCUGUGCUUGUGUGGGGGCAGAUGACAAGGCCUGUGUACGUUUCUGCACACGAACUGCAGAUGUCAGCAGUGAUUCCAGGAGAGCAGGAAGACCAGUUGCAGAAGAGAAAGAGGAGGCUGGAAGCCGGAGUCCAAGGUUGAAGUCACGGGUGGACAAAGCCCGUGGGCCUUAGGCUGCCACGCCGUGCUUGCUCCUGUGCUGGACCUCCCUCGCCUCGCUCUGUUAGCCAGCCAUCUGCCUUCUGGGAAGAGCCGUUGUACACACACAGUUCAAAUUUCCACCUCUUUGAGGACAAGGAGUGAAUUGUCCUGGGGCAAAAAAACCCUACACACCCAAAGAGCCCCGCUUAACGGUGCACCCCUACUCUAAGAAUACCUAAGUCCAAAUGACCCUAGUUUUCCUAAUGGGUAAAAUAAUCCCAGAUGUGCCCCAGGGGCCAGAUGCCUGAGGCUCCAGUUUCACGCAGGAAAUUGUGUUUGGAGAGGCAUGGUAAGUCAGAAAGCCACUUACUAGCUUUGACACGACUCCUCUCCAAGGAAGUAAGUGGACACCAGGCUGGCUCUUUGCAAAAGUAAACAUGUGUCCAUCUCCUAGGAGUAUGCAAAGUCCGUGCAAGCUGCACCGUCCUUGCAAGUUAGUGAGGGUUCAAUGCACCCACCCGAGGCUGGGGUCAUCACUGUACAGUAGUUUAUGCAUUUGAAGCUUAUAAGAUGUAGAAACUUUCGGCUGUGCUUGGUGCUUAUCAAGAGUGGAUCUCUAAAAGAAGAAGAAGAAAAGGAGAAAAUGGAUGCUUGCGGGUUUGAGCGUGCAACAGAGCUGUGGGUUCUACGGAUACCGGCGUCCCUGUAGACACCAGGCCAGUGCGCAGCCGAGCUCCCCAGCCUGACUUGCAGGAACCCUUGAAGACAGCCCCAGCUCAAGGCUGUCAGUAUGAACAUCUGCUUUCAUGCACAAAUGUGGAUCUUUGGGGAGUGGCUUCUUCGAAAUAAGCUGAAAACACAAACUCUGUAAAUUAUGUAAAUUCCUGUUUAUCUACAUAAUUGGCAACAACUGGGAAUUGUAGCUCCUGACGGUUCAGAAUCUCUUGCAGCUGCGCUUUUUUUCUGGCGUGUCGGGUUUACGGUGAGUGUGGGGGGCUGCGAGUUGGCUGUAAGGUCCUCUCUGCAGGCCCCACUGGGGACGGGCUGCCCACCUCCCCGACAGACCUCAGAGUCAUGAGAACCUGCCUUUGAGUGUGCGCCAAGGGCACCAUGUGGAGAAACUUUAGAUGGUGUGUGGAGUGUGAGCCUUGACCAGAUGUUAAACUUUGGAGGAAGCUCUCCCAAGUUAUUGCAGGUGGUAAACUGCCUGUCUAUCAGGAGGAAGUGAGAGGGAUGGUCUGCUGGUGGGAUGUACAAUUCAGAGCCGUGAUUAUUUAUUGGGGAACUAUUCUCUACUUCGACUCCUUUAUGAGAUCUGUUAAAAGUGAAGUCACUAUAUAUAGAGAGAUAGAUAGAUAGAUGAUUUUAAAUUGCAUUUGGAAUCCAAGCUCAUAUUCCUUAGAGCUUGAAUUACAUUUUUUAAAGUGCAUAUGCACUGUUUGACACAGUGGCGAGAUUAUAUCUCAAAGACAAAUCCAUUCAUCGUGCGAAC